Messenger RNA from Dermacentor silvarum, 1529 nucleotides. RefSeq lists its product as uncharacterized. The record is from RefSeq and is a predicted model, not a curated record. The transcript is spliced from 6 exons. NCBI's taxonomy places the organism in Eukaryota, Metazoa, Arthropoda, Arachnida, Ixodida, Ixodidae. The coding region runs from base 24 to 1529 and encodes 501 amino acids.
UUAACUUUCUUUUGCGUAAUGCAAUGCAGAGAUGGCGUGUUCAUUGUUUUAUCAGCCAACACUGUGCAGUGUGGUUGUCGUUGUUCAUCGAAGCUUGCAAAAAGCGUGUGUUGUACUGGUUGUGCUUGCGAGACGCGCGUCAAGUUAGUGUUCGUUUGCCAUUCUGCUGUUGCGCAAGUGUGAAGAGCCCACGGCGUCAGGUUGUCCGUACUACCAGCUUCGAAGUACACGCCGCUGCGUUCAGCGUCACUAUGGGUGUCAUCCGGCGCCUUCUGCUUCUCAAAAAGAAGCUCCUGCUUCUCAAAUUGCGCGAGCUCGAGGAGAAGAAGAAGAAGAGAAAGAGAAAGCUAUGGGUACACCCUGUAUGGCAACAACGGAGGAACCAAGGAGAAUAUCACACUGCGUUCCAGGUUAUGAGGAAGGACCCACCAAUGUUCUUCAAGUAUUAUAGGAUGUCGCCAGACAAGUUCGAUUUCCUGCACCGGCUCGUCAUGAACGACCUCAUCAGGCAGUUUUUGUGCCGAGAACCACUCUGCUCAGAAGAGAGGUUGGCCAUUACCAUCAGGUACCUCUCUUCAGGAAUGGCCAUAAAGCAAGUCGCAAUGGUUUUUCGAGUGGCACCUACGACUUGUCAGCUGGUCAUUCAUGAGACUUGCAGAGUAUUGUGGAAUCGACUAAAGCCACUUUAUCUGCCUGUGCCAGGACUUGCGCUCUGGCAGGAAGUGGCAGAAGGCUUUGCGAAGCGUUGGAAUUUUCCAAACUGCCUUGGAGCAGUAGAUGGCAAACACAUACAGAUAAAGGCACCUCCAAACUCUGGUAGCAAUUACUACAACUACAAGGGAACAUUCUCCAUUGUGUUGAUGGCAGUGGCUGACGACAGCUACAAGUUCGUAAUGGUAGAUGUCGGGGCUCCAGGCCGGCACAGUGAUGGGGGUGUGUUUAAGGCAACGUCAUUCGGCAAGGGCCUUAUGAAAAAUUGCCUAAACUUGCCAGCCCCAGCACGCCUCCCGAAGAGCAACAAGGUGGCACCUCACGUAUUUGUGGGCGAUGAAGCAUUUCAACUGAGGCAGGAUUUUAUGCGGCCCUACCCUGGAAAAGGACUGCAGCCAAGCCAAAAAGUAUUUAACUAUAGGCUAAGCAGAGCAAGGCGCAUUGUCGAAAAUGCCUUUGGGAUUCUCGUGGCACGAUGGAGAGUACUUCUUGGCCGCCUCAACCUCCUGCCAAGCAUCGCAACACAUGUUGUGCUGGCCUGCUGUGCGCUGCAUAACUUUUUGUGCUCAACGAGCAAGGCUACAUAUUCCCCACCUGGAUAUGUAGACGGGGAAGACUGUUAUGGAAAUGUGAAUCCAGGCCAGUGGAGGAAAGAGGCUCAGGUCAAUGAGCUGUGCGACUUGGAAGGAACUUCGUCAAGAAAUUACACAGUGGAUGCAGCACAGACGCGCAACCUCUUUGCGAAGUACUUCAUGGCAGAAGGUGCUGUGCCAUGGCAGUGGGCACAUACUUACCUUCCGACCCCAUGCAAUGCGUAA